Anopheles coustani is the source of this 4352-nucleotide messenger RNA. It is a transcript of the gene brun, whose product is annotated as protein brunelleschi. Lineage: Eukaryota; Metazoa; Arthropoda; Insecta; Diptera; Culicidae. The record is from RefSeq and is a predicted model, not a curated record. Gene Ontology annotation, cellular component: trans-Golgi network. The transcript is spliced from 7 exons. The coding region runs from base 33 to 4037 and encodes 1334 amino acids.
UAGUGGGACGAGCGAGAGUAAAUGAAGAAUAAAUGAGAUCUUCCGUAAGUUACAUGUUAUCGCAAGGACCUGGAGAUCCGAUUAUGGCGCACCUGGAUUACGAGCAGCACCACUAUCACCAUGGGUGUUUGUUAAUUUUGGUGCGAGGUAUCGGUCCAUCGAAGCCACGGUCUUUGCAGCGCGUUUUUGAACGUAUUCAGCGUGUCAACAAUGUGAAAAUUCCUGCCGAUUCGUCGGGGGCCACGCGUGACAUCUGGGUGCGCUACAUUCGCGAUCACCCGGUGGAAAACAAUGACUGGGGAGACUUUCAGACCCAUCGUCGUUUGCUUGGAUUGAUCACGGUGGGAAAGUUCGAUACGCAGAGCGAGCUGAACGAGCUUUGUCGGGUGCACGAAUCGCUCAAGGUGAAGUACACGCACACACUGUUCGAUUCGCGCUGCCUGCUGUUCGGUCCAAGUACGGACGAGCUACAGAAGCUUCCUGGCUCGUCCUCCGCAUCCGAGGAGGCUAAGGGCGUUGGCGUGGCGAUCGAGAAAUGCUUCCAAACGCCCAGCAAUUUCAAAAGCCGGGCCUUUUUCUAUCCCGAGAACGAUUCGUGCAGCAAUUUGGAAACCAAGAUUUCAGAAUUCAUUACCUCCAUCUACUACAUACUGGAGCUGAAGCGGAUGGAAAAGACGCGCGAGAAGCUCGAGAAGGCUCCGCUGUUGUUGGCUCCGUUUGAGAAGAAAGAUUUCGUUGGGCUGGACCUGGAGAGUAGAAAUAACAAGAAACGAUGCAUCGGGCGUAUGACGAAACAUCUCGGCGAUCUGACGUUGCAGGCAGGCCUGGUUGCCGAGUCGUUGAACUUCUUUCACACCGCCAGUGAAACGCUACGUGCCAUAAGCGACUCGCUCUGGUUGGGUGCCGCCAACGAAGGGCUGUGCGCGGCCUCCGCUAUACUCCUGUACCCCAACUUUCGCUACACGAUGUCCAUCCAGCGGAACUCUAGUCUGCAGGAGAACUCUUCUUCUCCCCAGAGGUUCAACCUGGCCCGGAACCAGCUGUACACGGGGAGCUACAAUGGCGACAGCUCGACAUUAAAGCACAAAAAAUCGGACAUGGUCAUUAACCUUAACUCGACCGAUACGGCUUCGAUUCUCACCACGGACAAGACGUCCGCCUCGUCCAACUCUUCGGCAUCGUCGAUCAGUUCCAGUCUAUCCUCGGCAUCCGGUGGUAGCGGGGCUAGCGGAAAUUCCUCCUCGGACUCGGGGACCCCGAUGAACAAGGGUAAUGGUGCGGUGACACCAAAGUACCCGGCCAACAUUUUGCAACCGGAUGAAAUCACCGUACGCUACCGAGACGCCAUCAUAAACUACAGCAAGUAUCGGAACGCGGGCAUCAUAGAGACGGAAGCGGCUCUAAAGGCGGCCAGGAUUUGCAUCGAACAAGGCAAGAACCUCGACGUGGCCAUGUUCCUGCAGAAUGUGCUGUACAUCAAUCUGAACAUGACCGAGCAGCAGCGGGUCCGACGGUUCGAGGUGUUGACCGACCUUUACCAAAAGAUCGGCUACAACCGAAAGGCGGCCUUCUGCCAGCGGCUAGCGGCCUGGCGGCACGUAGCCCAAAGUAACAGCAACCCCGACUGGGGCCAGAGCUAUCGGCUGAUGCUGGAAAGUUUCUCCGGCCACAAGCUUUCCCUCGAGCCGAACGAGGUGCUGGAGAACAAUAUGGGCUGGCCAGUGCUGCAGAUUGACCUGCUGCAGCAGCUCGUUGGAACGGCACGUCGUCUCGGGCAGUCGGCGCUAGCGACGCGACACAUGACAUUCCUCCUGCAGACCAUGUGGAAGCACCUGACGCCGCAGGAGCAGAAAGAUAUGGCUCUGCAGCUGCAAAAUCUUAGCUCGCAGUGUGAGGGUGCACCGGUACCGUUGGUGUUGGAGAACGGAAUCGUGAUUCCCCCGGCCAAUCUGACCGAUUUGCCCCGUUGCACGCAGUUGCUUGUGAAAGACCUUGCCCCACACCAGAAACCGGUCAAGAUCAUCGUGCAUAAGGUGGACAGCGGGCCGUUUCUGUUUACUCCGAUCCAUUUCAGUUCGCUCGAUCGGAGAGGCCAGGAGAAGGACGAUCGUGUUAUCGCCUUCAAUUGGGUCCAGCAUGACGUGUGCGAGGUGAACUUGACGCUCGUAAAUCCGCUCCCGUUCGAGCUGCAGGUGACGGACAUGCGUCUCCUCACAACUGGGGUUGUUUUCGAGGCGUUUCCUCAAACCGUCACCCUGCCCCCGAACGCUCCGACAAACGUGUCCCUUCACGGAACAUCGAUUGAGUGCGGGGAGCUCGAAGUACAGGGCUACAGUACGCACACGCUGGGAGUUAAAUCCAACUGCCGCCUGAAGCAUAUGCAACAUCGAAAGGACCGUCACUUGCCGCCGUGCUAUCGGGUAAAGAUAAUCCCGGCACUGCCGAAGCUGGAAACGAAAACAAGCCUUCCGCAGACGGCAACGUUCAGUGGCAUGCCGAAUGCGGACUUUGUCACUACGUCGGCGAGUAUUACGCUCUACAAUGGCGAACGCGGCGAAUGUACGAUCACGCUGACCAACACGAGCAACAUUGCGAUCGAGUUCGUAGAUGCGACUUUCCAUUCCUCGCUGGAAGCGUCCCUUCAGGGGAGGAUUUUCCAGCUGGAUGUGGACGAGCUGAACCGCAAGCUACCGAUUCAACCAAACGAAUCGAUCGACUUUAAGCUUGUGAUCAAUGGAGAGGCAGAUUUUCUCGGAGCCCUCACGGCCGGCCCAGGCCAGAUCGGCGGUUAUGCGCACUCGAGCGGGAAUCCAGAUGGGAUGAACAGCGCUGGACCGCAAAGUUUAACCGUUUCGCACGGCGGUGGACAUGGUGGUCCCCAAAUGGGGAUGCUUUCGGGUGGCAGCGGCAAUCCAAGCAUACCGAGUCGGAUUAGCUCUCCAACAAUCCCACAUCGGCGCAAUGAACUGCUCACGUCCAGUUUCCGAUCGUCUCACUCGGGCCACUCGUCGCUGGCCACACUGAGCGUCGGUAUAUCGACCGGACACGUGCCCCGACAGCUGGACGCUCAGCUACGCUUCAAAUACUCCGGCGGCGAAGGCUUGCAGGAAGGUUACUGUCGACAGUGUGCAAUCUCAUUCAACGUCGAGCUGCUCCCGAGUGCCCAAAUCACCAACUGGGAUGUACUAUCGGCGGAAAUCCCAUCACAAUUCUAUCUCGUGCUCGAUGUGGUUAAUCUAACAGCUCAGGAAAUGUCCCUCAACUAUACCUCCAACAAAACAAUACUCAUCGAGGCUAAGGAGAGCUGCCGGGUGCCGGUGCCGGUGCAGCGAUGCCCGCUGGAGCGCAUCUUUGCUGCGGUCGCCGAACCAUCAGCAGACGCACUCGAUCGGAAGUACCGAACCAGCACCAGCGAUAGUGCCGAUCUGACGGAGCGCGUCUGCUCGGAACACAUCUCGGAGAACGUGAAUCUAAAAUGGUCCCUGCCCGGGAUCGAUUGUCAUGGGACCGCUUCACUACGCGGAAUCACACUCUCGCCAGCGAUGCUCGAUCUAGUGACCGUUCCUCCGCUUGAAUGGGAGGUGAAAGUAGACGAGCAGGUUGUCGCGCCCCAGUCGGAGGUGACAUGCGUUACCGGACAGUUUCUUAGCUUCAGUAUUAGCAUCUGCAACCUGUCGGCAUCGGUACUGCAUCAGGUGCAGCUGUCGGUGCAGUUCUACCAGGAUUACCAGAACGGCGUACAGAACUAUCGCCUCGAAACGCGCCUUACAAUGUCCGGACCAAACCACGUACUAAUUCCCUCGCUGAACAAAGACGAAAAAGCGUUCCACAAGUGUUCGGUACUUUUCUUCACACCGGGCCGGUUUAAGGCGGACAUCCAGUGUCGAUCGCUGAGCUCCACUCAACAGCAGCAGCAGCACCAGCAGCGUGGAGAUGACGCUGCACCGACGGCGGUAGUCCCUCCCGGGUCCGACAGUGCUUCGCACGUUUGGCGGUUUAUUCCUCCGAUCGAAAUAACUGUCGCUGAUCAGCAGUAGGACGACGAGCCCCUCGAACGGGCGUGAUUCACUUCGAGAACAAUAAUGGAAAAAACACAGGACAUUGCUUAUGGUGCAAAUGGUGGAGGGAAGGGGGUGGGAUCCUAGCCCGCUAUUCAUGAACUUUGGCUUCAACACUACAAUCUGUACCUUCAAGAAAUAGAGUUUGCAAGAAUGGCGAUGCUGCAACUGAGAAAGGCAAAAAAGAGGCACGCAAAAAAACGCAUAUAUCGUUUAGUCUAUUCGUUUUGCGAUCAUGAUAAUUAUUACUGCUGCAAUACGCAAUUACAUGUUCGAAACGCAUCGACACCUACU